Megalobrama amblycephala (Wuchang bream) is the source of this 1843-nucleotide messenger RNA. Its product is annotated as E3 ubiquitin-protein ligase TRIM35-like. Gene Ontology annotation, biological process: protein ubiquitination. The transcript is spliced from 6 exons. Lineage: Eukaryota; Metazoa; Chordata; Actinopteri; Cypriniformes; Xenocyprididae. Gene Ontology annotation, molecular function: zinc ion binding; ubiquitin-protein transferase activity. The record is from RefSeq and is a predicted model, not a curated record. The coding region runs from base 563 to 1756 and encodes 397 amino acids.
AAUCCCGGUGAUAAUAAUGUGUGUUUGCUUAAGUUUGAUGGCACCAUGCAUUGAGUUGUGUACAGCAACAGAUACAAAAGAUCAAUGAAAUAAUGUUACUCAUGGCUAAACUCCUAUACAGCCUGAGCCAAACAAAUACAAAAUGGAAAUCUAUUUGUAGAAGACAUUUUGACUAAACACAUUAAUAAAAUGUAGGGGGGAAUGUGGGAAUGUACUAUUUGUCUAUCUCUCUGUUUUAUUUUUCUGUAUCUUACUAAAGGACUAGGGUCCCUUUCAAGCAAUGCUAUACGUAAGACCUGUUUCCUGUCAGAGGCGAAGUCACUCCCCAGUCACCGGAAAGAAGAACUUUCUGCUUGCAUAGCACGAACCGACUUACUCUCGGCUCCUCUCUGCUGAUUGACGAUACUGAUAUUCUCCACCUCAGGCUUUUGUCUCUCCCUUCAGACUGGUCUAACACACAUUUUUGGAGGACUGGCUGUGGAUGUAAAGCUUUGUUGAUAUAAAACAGACUGCUGAGAGUUUUUGCCUGGCUGAAAGUGAAAUUUUUAAGUGACUUGGAAGAAUGGCAUCUAGUUCUUUUUUUGAGGAGGAUUUGUCUUGUCCAGUGUGCUUAGAUAUUUUUAGAAAUCCUGUCGUUCUGUCCUGUAGUCACAGUUUCUGUGAACAUUGUAUUCAGAGGUUUUGGAGAAAGAAUUCAUCUAAAACAUGUCCAGUUUGCAGAAAAGAAUCUUCACACAAACAUCCUCAAUUAAAUUUGGCUUUGCGGAACCUGUGUGAAACCUACCAACAAGAGAGAAUACAGAAAUCUCCAUCUGGAGUCUGCAGCGAUCACAAUGAGAAGCUCAAACUCUUCUGUCUGGAUGAUCAACAGCUCGUGUGUUUGGUGUGUCGAGACUCCAGAAAACACUCCAACCACAGAUUCUGUCCUGUCGACGAAGUUGCGAUGGACAAUAAGAAGGAACUUGGAUAUUCACUGGGACACUUACAGAAGAAACUGAGAAUAUUUAUGAAUUUUAAACAGACUUUGGAUCAAACUGCUCAACAAAUUAAGAUUCAGACUCAAGACACAGAGAUUCAAAUAAAUAGGGAGUUUGAGAAACUUCACCAGUUUCUACGCAAAGAAGAAGCAGCCAGAAUAAAAGCGCUGAGAGAAGAAGAGAAGCAGAAGAGUCAGAAGAUAAAGCAGAAGAUUGAAGAGACGACCAAACAGAUUUCAUCUCUCACAAACACAAUCAGAGACAUAGAGAAGCAGAUGAAGGCUGAAGAUGUGUCAUUCCUGCAGAACUUUAAGAGCACAUUGCAAAGAGCUCAGAUUAAACUGCCGGAUCCACAGAAUAUUACAGAGAUGAUCAGUGUCCCGAAACACCUGAGCAACCUAAAGCUCACUGUGUUGCAGAAGAUGCAGGACAACAUGAAAACCUCGGAUGUCAACACACAUGCAUAUAGGCCCCCACUCCCACCACGCAAUUUCAACAAAGGGGGAGCACCCAAACCCAUUUUACACAAUUUCAACAGAGCUGGAGCCCCCCGACCAUCACCAUCUCCACUCCCACCCACACUCAAACCCAUUUUACACAAUUUCAACAGAGCAGGAGCCCCCCCACCAUCACCAUCCCCACUCCCACCCACACCGCCACCCAUUUUACACAAUUUUAACAGAGCUGGAGAACCCCCACCACCCACACAAAAUUGUGAGAUUCAGUUCCCAGGUGUCAAAAGUUUAGUGAAGAAAAUAAAUGAACAAAUGAGGAUGUGAAGAAAAUACAACUGAAAUGUUAAAGGCACAAUAUGUAAGGUUUUUGCAGUAAAAUAUUCAAAAACCACUAGGCCAGUGUUAUAUAUU